Messenger RNA from Alternaria rosae, 2456 nucleotides. RefSeq names its product alkaline-phosphatase-like protein. The transcript has 3 exons. Gene Ontology annotation, molecular function: glycosaminoglycan binding; N-acetylglucosamine-6-sulfatase activity; arylsulfatase activity. The coding region runs from base 173 to 2005 and encodes 610 amino acids. The record is from RefSeq and is a predicted model, not a curated record. Gene Ontology annotation, biological process: phenol-containing compound metabolic process. NCBI's taxonomy places the organism in Eukaryota, Fungi, Ascomycota, Dothideomycetes, Pleosporales, Pleosporaceae.
GCACCCACGCGUCACGGCGCCGGCCUCGUCUUCAAGCCCGGUAACGACGCGGUGACAUCGAGCCUGAGCAUGGCUCUGUUCGAACGCCGGGAGAGCGCGUCCAACCACAUAAUGCCUUAUAAGGGUACAAUUCACCCGGUCCCGUUGUCAGCUCCAACAACGGCCUGUCACCAUGAAGUUCCUCAAACUAUUCCACUGUGCAGUGCUUUCGUCGGCACUGCACUGCGCAGCAGCGAAGCAGCCGAACAUCCUCUUUAUCUUGACAGAUGAUCAAGAUUGGCACAUGAAGUCGUUGGAGCACAUGCCAUUCCUGCAAAAGUAUCUACUCCAUGAAGGUACACUGUAUGCCAAUCAUUUCUGUACGGUCGCGCUAUGUUGCCCGUCCCGCGUAAACCUCUGGACCGGAAGAGCUGCCCACAACACGAACGUGACUGACGUCUUUGCACCCUACGGUGGCUACCCAAAGGUCGUCCGCGAAGGUAUCAACGAUGACUACCUCCCCGUGUGGAUGCAGAACGCUGGAUACAACACCUACUAUUCUGGCAAGCUGUGGAACCACCACUCGGUUGACAAUUACAAUGCACCCUUCGCCGGCGGGUACAACGGUUCCGACUUCAUCCUCGAUCCCUAUACGUACGAAUACUACAACGCGCACAUGAGUCGCAACGGCGGACCACCCAUAAGCUACAAGGGACAGUACUCGCCUGACGUGACUGCAGAGAAGGCUUAUGGCUUCCUCGAAGAGGCAACGCAACAUCCUGAGCCCUGGUUUCUUACCAUUGCACCCAUCGCGCCUCAUAGCAACGUGAAGCUCGUGCCUGCCGAGGAGUAUAGUGCGGAUUUGCCUCAAUACGCAGAGCGACAUGCUCAUCUCUUCACCGAGUACAAGAUCCCACGCGAUGCCAACUUCAACCCCGAGAAGCAGGGUGGCACAGGAUGGGUCAAGCGACUUCCACUUCUCAACGACACAGUAAUUGACUACAAUGAUGAGUUCCAGCGCUCUCGCCUUCGCGCCCUUCAGUCAGUAGACGAAAUGGUGGAGCAACUUGUGAAGACUCUCGAGCACAAGGGCCUUCUCGAAGACACAUACAUCAUCUACACCACGGACAACGGGUACCACCUAAGUCAGCAUCGCCUCCAUGCCGGCAAGGAAUGUGGCUACGAGACUGACAUCCACAUUCCCCUCAUUGUGCGUGGGCCAGGUGUAAUGAAGGGCCACACCACCGACAUUGUCAGCUCCCACACCGACCUCGCGCCCACUAUCAUGAAGUUGGCCGGGCAGACUUUACGCGAAGACUUCGACGGCUCGGUCAUGCCCCUCUCCAAAGAAGACACUCUUCUUGCCGAAUCUACAGAACGACAAGAACACAUCAACAUCGAAUAUUGGGGCCGAGCUAUCCCCGAGGGCAUAUGGGGCCACUACGACAACCCAGUGAAAGAGAUUCACCCGCCCGACCAAAACUGGGGCGGAUACCUCCAUUCUGUGCGUAACAACACAUACAAGGGUCUUCGCCUCAUCGGCGAGGAUUACAACAUCUACUACUCUGUCUUCUGCACUGGCGACAAGGAGUACUACGACAUGCGCUUCGAUCCAGGUCAGCUCGAAAACUACUUCGACGACGAAGACGCGGACCUCAUAGCGAAGCGCAAUACCUACCAUAUCGCAGGCCGCCCCUUCACCGCCAUCAUAGACCGCAUCGACGCGCUGAUGAUGGUCCUCAAAUCUUGCAAAGGCGAGGCGUGCCGAAAUCCGUGGAACGUUCUGCACGGCAGUGGCAGCAAGGUCACAUCGCUCAAGCAAGCACUGUCGCAUCGCUACGACGCUUUUUACGCGUCACAACCCAAGGUCCAGUUCGAGGACUGUGCUUUGGGCUAUAUCCGUGAGGUGGAAGGCCCUCAGCAUGCGAAUGUGUAUGAUAGUUGGGAUGAUGGAGAGAGGUCUGAGCUCAAGGCGCGCAGGAAACCGAGUUUUGUGUAUCAGGGAAACCCGCAUUUGCUUACUUAAAGGUGUGGUGGAGUUUGUUUCUCGCCAUAGCCUGGAGGUAGUCAGUACGCUGGAAGUGAGCAGGAAUCAAUGUAGGAUGCAAUGUAUGCCUCAAGAGCCGAUCAUCUUGGGAAACAUACAAUCCAAAAUCACAGCAGACGAACUCAAUUUACCUACUACGCCGACAUGUCCCGCGUCGGAGUGAAAUCCAAAGUAGGUCGCUGCCGGCUACAACCCGUUUCAGAGGCUACGCAAAAAUUUACAGAGGAUCGUGUAGACGACAAACUAGUAUAUGAAGUAAAGAAUUUUUGUUCAGACUGUCAUUGAAGUACAUCUAGCUUCCACGACAGCACACGAGACUACACGCUGUAAACAUACAUAUCAUGGGAAUAAAGUAAUGCAAUCAAUGACCAACCAACCCUUUCCACGCCUCAACCAGCUUUCACUCGCCCUUCAAGUGGUCUUGCUUCAC